UCCCCUCCCUACUCCCGCCCCCGCCUCCUCCCCGCGGAGGAUCAGCCUUCCCGAGGGCCUGCCCAGGAGGGUCUCAGCCCGAAGGGGCCGCAGCCCGGGAAGCCGAUGAAGCCCACCGUGGGGCUGGACGUUGUGUUUUACGUGGCAGAUUGGAGGACAGUGAAACACUCCCUCCUUUUCCUUUAAAAAACAGCGUUUCCUUAAAAAUGAGCACUCGGUCAUCCUCCCCGUGCACAACGCCGAGCCCUGGCUGGACGAGUGCUUGCGGUCCGUCCUGCAGCAGGACUUCCAAGGCUCCAUGGAGCUCUCGGUCUUCAACGACGCCAGUCAGGACCGGUCUGCGGCCGUCAUUGAGAGAUGGAAGGGGCGGCUGGAAGACGCGGGGAUCCCCGUGGUCAUCGGAGGGCACGACGCUCCUGCACCCCGAGGAGUUGGAUAUUCUAAAAAUCAAGCCAUAGCACAGAGCUCAGGAUCUUACCUUUGCUUUUUGGAUUCGGACGACGUGAUGAUGCCUCAGAGGGUGAGGCUCCAGCUGGAGGCUGCUGCCCAGCACCCGACAAGCAUUAUCGGUUGCCGAGUAAGGAGAGAGCCCCCCAACUCCACUGAGCGAUACACACGGUGGAUCAACCAGCUAACACCGGACCAGCUUCUUACUCAGGUUUUUACGUCCCAUGGCCCGACUGUGAUCAUGCCAACCUGGUUCUGCUCCCGAGCAUGGUUUUUCCACGUGGGCCCAUUUGAUGAAGGCGGGCAGGGUGUGCCCGAGGACCUGCUGUUCUUCUACGACCACCUCAGGAAGGGCGGUGGGGUCGUCCGCGUGGACCAGAGCCUCCUCCUCUACCGCUACCUCCCAGACGCCGCCACCCACUCUGUCCUCGAGACCACCAUCUGGACCCACCGUGUCCGCUUCCUGGAAGAACGGGUCCUGCCGCGCUGGGCAGCUUUCACCAUCUGGAACGCAGGCAGGCAGGGCCGCCGGCUCUACCGCAGCCUGACGGCUGAGGCACGACGCAAGGUGGUUGCCUUCUGUGACGUGGACGAGCACAAGAUCAGGAAAGGCUUCUACUGCCACGAGGACUCCCAGGAAAGGCCUAAGCCUCGUGUUCCAGUCCUGCAUUUCCGAGCUGCCCGGCCCCCCUUCGUCAUCUGUGUGAAGCUGGACCUCACUGGAGGUGCGUUUGAGGACAACCUGAGGUCGCUGCACCUGCGGGAAGGCCAGGACUUCCUGCACUUCAGCUGACGGGCCCCAGCAGCCACUCCAGCCCCCACAGGGGAGACGCCCAUCAACACAUCCUGUGUGUCCGCGCCUGCCAACGCAAGUGUGCAGACCCCGACCGAGCCCAGGCCCCAGCAGCACAAGGCCCUCCUGGGGCCACCGCUGGACCGCUCCAUGGUGGGUGAGGAGGGGAGGGGCCGCCUUGCAGGGGUGCACACGGGAGUGAGCACAGUCCUAGACUGUGGCGGGUCCCCCCACGUGCUGUUGGGACUUGGUAGCCAGCACGCCCCAUUGAACCUGCACCCCUGGGCUGUAUCCUUCUGCUCUCCAUGCUGCGCACGUGCCCUCCAGCCCCGUCCCCACGCCCCACACGUCCUCACCCCUGCCACCCCAGUGCAUCGGGUCAGAGAGCCGACACCCCGCAGGACACUGCACCAGAGACAAGUCCGGGGCCCAGCUCUGCGCUGAAGGACCCAGGAGAAGCCAGUGGCCCCGGGGGCCCCAGAAAGAAGCGGCUCUCGGGGACACCUACUCCGCCAUUUCGGAGGUUUGAACACAUCACUAGGGCUUUCCCACACGGCCGAGCAAAGGCCCACAGGCCCCCUCAGGAGAGGCACCCACGUCAGGCCCUCCACACCCUCCUGCCCCCUUGGAGGCCCCGGCCAGCCCGCGAGCGCGAACCCAGUGAGCACGCCACCCCGUGCUGCUCCCUUCUCGGCAUUCCCGACACGACCCCGUCCGCACCGAAAGCCUGCGAGGCAACUGCUCAGCGAGAGCAGCUCCCAGAGAGACAGACUGUUAGUGCUCAGAACCGCCCACCUUGACGCUCAGAGCGCCCUCCCACAGCAGGAGGCGCUCCCUCCCCUCCCUGUGUCCAGGGGGCCAGCCCAGUCCCUCGGGUGUCAGUGGGGACCUGCAGGCAGACACACAGGCAUCAAGGGCUGGGACCCUUGCACUUCCUGUCCCUCAGGGACAGACAAGGAGGUUGUGGAUGUCCCCGUUCACGGAGAAGCCGCCCCUUCCGGGCGGGACGCUGGGAAGGGGCCUUGCACUCACCAGGCCGUGGUGCCCAGCACAGUCAUGACCUCAUCAAGGACAUCCUCAGCCAUGAUGUCACUGUAGGUGAGCAGCAUCUCGUACACCUGGCUAGCCGUGGUCUUCCGGAUCUGCGCGGGACAGAACGUGUCACUAGGGGGGAAAGGCCCAUUAGAACCCAAGCAGAGUGACAGGACCCUGCCCAGGAAGCAGGGUCAUGGGGUCGGGCACGAUCCCGGGUCCGAACGGAACCUAACACCAUGCAGGUUAUUAGAAGUGAGGAGGUGACCUGGGAUCCUGCCUCAGGAGACCCUGGCCACAGCUGGGUAGGGAACCCUGCAGGCUGUGGGGCAGGCCGCCCCGUUUCCUCUGCUGCCCCAUGGCAGCCUCCCCUUCAGAGAGAAGCCAGGCCACCUUGCUCUGACCGAAAUGCUUCGUGGAAAACCUGCCCCUCGCCAGGGAAACGGCCUUACCUGCUUCCUUCCCCAGCUGCCCACUGAAAACACCGCUCAAGGGGCCAGUGGUCUCAGGCCCACCCCAGGGUAACUCCUCAGCAGGCUGGGCAGCCUGAGAACCUGCAUUUCUGAUGGGGGUGCUGCUGCAGCCGGGUCCAGGGACCCCAUUUGGAGAACCAAUGGGUUCGGUAUAAAUGUCACUUGUACCUUUUAGGAAGAUGGCUCAUUUGGAUUAUUUGAAGAGUGUGUUUUUAGCCAGUGGAAAAUGGAAUUGGCAGGAUACCUGACCUCUGGGGGGGGUGUCCAAACGAGGGUGCUGGUCAGGUGCGGGCCCCCACGCAAACCCGGCAGGGGUCAGGGCCCCAGGCGCCACCCCGGGAGCAGCCGCGAGCACUCACCACGGGGAACGGGUGGCAGAGCAGCAGGCACAGCUGCAGGAGGGCCUUCUUCCUCACACCGCCCGGGAACUGCACCAUCCCACAGAACCUGGGGGGCGACAGGCUUCAGCGUCCACGGCAACAACACAUCUGAGCCCCGGGGUCGGCCGAACUGGGUCCGCUUCUGGAAAACCUGCCUCAUGGGAGGACUCCCCGAAGCAAGGCCCAGCCCCCCCGGGAGGCCGUCCGCACCACCCCCCGCAAUGGACCCAGAAUGUUCCCCAUGGACGUCAGGGCUCCAGCCCCAGACACUGAGGUUGACUCAGCCCCUCCCGCCUGCCUGGCCCUUCGUUUUAGGGCCACAGCGAGCAUCCUGGCACUUACACGGCGACGCUCGACCGCAGUUUCUGCACGUCCUUGGACUUCCUGACCUCCUCCUUACAAAGCGCGAGCAGCUUCACACCGAAGGGGUGGCUAGAGGGAAAGCACAGGAUGCAGGAGACGAGCUUUCUGGGAGCACGAGCCGCCCGGAAACGCUGCGCCGUCGAGGGACGGCGCUGCCCCGGAUGAGCAGAGGGCCAUGUCCCCCGGGGUGCCACACAGCUACAUGAACUGGCUCCUUUGCCCGGGCCUGCCCCGGGCACACGCCUCCCCAACAGGAGGGGACCCAGAGAAGCCGUCCCCGGCAGGUGCCAACGAGUGCGGGCUCAGCCCAGGAGCAAAGGAAGGGACGACCGACGUGGAACUGGGCCCAGCUCCCGGGUCCAAGAGGAACGGAGAGUGGCCGGAGCACAGACGCAUGGCCUCGUCCACUCUGCACAGCUGAGGACAACCUGGAGCCCAGCCGGCAAGGGUCCCUACAACACAGACCUGCUCCUCCUCCCCCGGCGCCGCUGCCAGAGUUCCACCACCCUGCGUCCUCUUCCUGGUCCCCAGGGAAGGCAGCUCUCGGUCUCUCUUCACCAGCCGGUACCCCCGCCCGCCUCCUCCACAUCCUUGUCACCCAGAGCCAUCAGCUGCACCUCCAGCCCCUCCCCUCUGCAGGCUUCUCCCACAACUCACGGAAACACUUGUGAGGACCAAGUGACCACCGUGUGUCCCCCACCUACGUGACCAUGUGGCUCACAGCACCGACGACCCUGUUUGACCUGCUCUUCCAGCUCCUCCCACUUCCCGGUGGCUCUGCUGCCCCCUCCGCUCCCUGUCCUCCUAACAACGGGACACCCCCAGCUCCACUGGGGCCCUUCUUGGUCUACACUGGCCCCCCUGCUGACCUCACGGGCUCAUACACCACCCACCCUCUGAGGGCUUUCCACCGGGUUCCAGGCUUGAAGAUCCACCUCCUGUGGAGCGAAUGAGCAUCGUGGACCCAACAUUAAUGCCACAGACUGAAUGAGCCCCCAGAUUCGCAUGGUGAAGCCCGGAUCCCCCUCGUGAAGGUACUACCAGUAGGGCCUCAGAGGCAAUAGGCCAUGAGCCUGAGUCCCCACGAUGGCAUGAGUGCCAUCACGAGAAGAGACACGGAGAUGACUUUCCGCCCGUCCGGUGCCCUGGCCCCAGCCCCGGCCCUCCUGCCUUCCGAACCGUGCGGACUGUUUCUGCCGUGUAAGCUGCUCUGUGGUGCUUCUCUCGGAACCUGAGCUGGAGAGCAUCUGGCCCACCCCUGAAGCACCGGCCUCCGACCCGGAGACAACCCCGCCCUGGCUGCAGUCUGCUCCCCCACACCCACCUCCGGGCCUCUAGCAGGUCUGCCGGCUCCCUGCACCGAGAACCCACACACCCAGUCUCUGCUGCCACUUCUCCCUGCCGGGACCCCGAGGCCCUUCUCCAGGCAGCGGGUGGAAGGCCCGCUGCCUCCACAGAGCUGAGGCUGCCCCUGGAGGUGCCUCAGAACGAGGGUGUACCGACGGCCGGAGGGCCCGAGCGUGCUGUCCCUAGCCCACAGCCGCAACGAGACCCAAAACCUGGUUCCGAUAAACACAAGCACCCGCCAGACUGGGAAGAUCGCCCAGGGGGAGAGAGCACCCCUGGCAGGCAGUCCAGAGACCCGCAGGCGGACGUGGGCUGGGAGGCUCCAGAUGGCUCCCACCUGCCGGCCGUGCCUGGGAAGGGUGAACAAAGACCCCACAGCCAAGCUCCUCCGCCGCCUCAGGUCAGCCGCAUGCCCGGCUUCUCAGGUGCCGCGUCCAGACAACAGACAAGCAGACAUAUGAGAAAGCCCACCCUGUGGGCUGCAGAAACAAGACACCCACGUGAGCACGGAGACCAGACAUGCGGGAAGACCACAGCCCUGGAUCCCGGAGGGCGGAAGGCCAGCGGGCUGCAAGACAGACCAAAUAAAAAGCUGCAUCUGGAAGCACACAAAACCCGAAACUGAGAACCCCACCCGUGAGUCUGGCUGGGGGUCAGGACUGCGCUAGGAGAGGUUGGCAGGCAGAGGCCCCGGGAAAACCUGGAAUGCAGCACAGCCUCAGGGUAGGGCCAUGUUCGGGGGGAGGGGGGUGGCAAGAAUUUUCUAGAACAAAUGAAAAUAAAGCCACAUCUUCAAGUUUAACGAAUUCCUGGUCAAAUAGUGGAGUAUAUAAUUGACAGCUAGACCUGUCUGAGUGGUAGAAAUGUUGAGAUUUCCCAAAGAGAAAAUCUUCAAAAGAGGAGAAAAUCCAGACUGUACAAGACUCCAGACUUACAGGCAACGUCUCAAAAGGAACAGAAGCCAGAAAAAGAAAGAUGUUUAGGUCCCAAAAUACAACGUCUGCCUACAAUUCUACACCCUCUGAAGGUAACCUGCAAACAAGACCCGAAAGCGCUCGCUGGCAGCGGAUGUCACUGGCCGAACCUCAGAAGGACGUGUCUGAGCCAGAGAAGCAGGACCCAGCCUCACACGGGAGCCCGGGCGGUGGGCCAGGAAGCAGACAGCAAACACGUGGACGACGUAAGCACCAACGGCACAAAGCUACAGUGUGCGAACACGGACAUGUGACACAACCCAGAUGGCGAGCUCACACGAAUGGAACACGUUAACACCCUUGGUUUUGCCCAGGAAGACGGCAAAACACAGAAAAUUAUGCUCUGACAGGGUGGCCACCGAAAGAACAGGAAGGGCUGGAAAGUUCUGCUGGAAUGAGAAACACCCUUUCACUGAUCAGACAGGAGGGCAGGAGGAAGGGGCUGCACAGCAGGGCCGGCGGGAGGCGCACGCAGACGCAGGUCUCAGAUGACCGCAUCGGUUACAUGUCGGAGGCGGUCAGACUGGGCUUCACCGGCUCGUCAGAGAUGCAGCAGGACGGCAGCGCGGGAAAGCACCCGGGGCCGAGAACAGAGCAGGGCCAGAGGGGUACAAGUUCAAAGUCCCAAGAAGCUGCUGCCGCCGGGCCAGCACACGAGCCAACAGUAGCCAUGAAGUGGGUCGUGGGACACUGAGACUCAGCCCUGACCCCGCACGGACCAAAGCAGGGAGUGACAAAGCUACAGAGAAAUAAAGCUGUUUAUGGCCGCAAA
Mustela lutreola (European mink) is the source of this 6581-nucleotide messenger RNA. RefSeq names its product UDP-GlcNAc:betaGal beta-1,3-N-acetylglucosaminyltransferase like 1 (gene B3GNTL1). The record is from RefSeq and is a predicted model, not a curated record. The coding region runs from base 299 to 1240 and encodes 313 amino acids. The transcript is spliced from 13 exons. NCBI's taxonomy places the organism in Eukaryota, Metazoa, Chordata, Mammalia, Carnivora, Mustelidae.